This is a messenger RNA of Brassica oleracea var. oleracea, 848 nucleotides long. RefSeq names its product purple acid phosphatase 10-like. Gene Ontology annotation, molecular function: acid phosphatase activity. The coding region runs from base 94 to 717 and encodes 207 amino acids. NCBI's taxonomy places the organism in Eukaryota, Viridiplantae, Streptophyta, Magnoliopsida, Brassicales, Brassicaceae. The record is from RefSeq and is a predicted model, not a curated record. The transcript is spliced from 4 exons.
GCAAGGCUUCAUAAGGAAUCUUCUCUGUCUUUAUAAUAGCUCUUUUCACACAAGCUAAUCUCAGCACUCAAGAAGAAAACAACAAAAAAACCUAUGAAAAUGGGUCGUUUCGAAGGAUUCUAUCUUAGUGGUGUUCUGAACAGCUUCUUGUUGUUCUGUAAUGGUGGCACAACAAGUAGGUAUGUCAGCAGGUUAGAGGCAACGGCUGAUAUGCCACUCGAUAGUGAUGUAUUUCAUGUAGAAAGAAGCACAGCAUAUCAGCCCUGGAUUUGGACCGUAGGAAGCCAUGAACUUGAUUUUGCCCCCCAGAUUGGAGAAACCACACCAUUUAAGCCAUUCAAGCAUAGGUACCGUACUCUUCACCGAUCAUCAGGCAGCACAGAACAAGUCUGGUACUCUAUAAAGAGAGGUCCAGCUUACAUAAUCGUGCCGGCUUCAUAUUCAGCAUACGGUAAAUACACACCGGAGUACAUGUGGCUUGAACAAGAAUUCCCAAAGGUCAACAGAACAGAAACGCCAUGGUUGAUUGUUCUGUUGCAUUCACCGUGGUACAACAGCUACGUUUACCAUUACAUGGAAGGAGAAACCAUGAGAGUGAUGUAUGAGCCAUGGUUCAUCAAGAACAAAGUAGAUAUUGUUUUUGCGGGUCACGUCCAUAGCUAUGAAAGAUCAUCCAGUGAAAGAUCUAUCUGCUCCUGUAUAUAUCACCAUUGGUGAUGGAGGCAAUCUUGAAGGAUUGUCUACCAUGUGAACUAUUAAUUAAACUUUUCUAAUCAUUGCAACUUUUUUUUUCCAUUAGAUUCAUCAUCAGUACUAUGAAAAAUUUGAAUGGACAUGGUUUCCGCAGA